Messenger RNA from Gastrolobium bilobum, 1386 nucleotides. RefSeq names its product WRKY transcription factor 18-like. The transcript has 4 exons. Gene Ontology annotation, molecular function: DNA-binding transcription factor activity; sequence-specific DNA binding. Bases 266 to 1054 code for a protein of 262 amino acids. Lineage: Eukaryota; Viridiplantae; Streptophyta; Magnoliopsida; Fabales; Fabaceae. Gene Ontology annotation, biological process: regulation of DNA-templated transcription. The record is from RefSeq and is a predicted model, not a curated record.
CAAUUUGCUCAGAACUAAGAAUUAUUGAAGAAAUUAAGCAAGAGCCAGCCUUGUCAUAAUAUUGAUGAAUUGAUUUUCUUUCAUCUUACUCACCCUUCAACAACCCCAUUAUAUUCUAUUCUAUGAUCUAAUUUUUAUAUAAAUAAGGGCUCCUCCAUUAUUUGUUAUUGUCCUUCAUCCUUAAUUUCAAUUAUGUAAUAUAGUAAGAUAAAUUCUUUUCGUACUGUGAUUGAAUAGGUCGUCCAACUUCAACCUAGCUAUCAUAAUGGAUGAAAAGGUGGAAACACUUGAAGCGGAGUUACAACUUGUGAGAGAGCAUAAUAAUACUCUAAGACUGAUGCUUGAACUUCUGAGCAGCAAAUGUACAAAGCUUUGGUCCCAUCUUCAAGAGAUCAACAAGGUAGAACAGAUUGGCAUCAGUUCAAAUCAAAUUGGGUCAGCAUCUAAACUUUAUACAAACAAGAAAGCAAGACUAGAGUUUACCACAGCAAAAAAACCAUUAGAAAUCUUUGUCAGAACCGACCCCAAUGAUGAUAGUAUGAUAAUAAAAGAUGGUUAUCAGUGGAGAAAGUAUGGACAGAAGGUUACUAAAGACAAUGCUUCACCUCGAGCUUACUUCAGGUGCUCCAUGGCUCCCAGUUGCCCAGCCAAAAAAAAGGUGCAAAGAUGCAUACAUGAUAGGUCAAUCCUUGUUGCAACUUAUGAUGGAGAGCACAACCAUGGUAUCAUUCAUAAGUCAUUAAGACCAUCUUCAUCCACACUCACAGGCACUUCAAUGACUAAUAAUUCACCUCUGACAAUCAUACCAAACGGCAAAGAUGCCAUGAACAUUGACUUUGCUCCUUCUGGUUGGGCUCAAACAGAUAUGAGACUUUGUGAGGAUGUCAUGCAACAACAUGACCAUGGCAGCAACAUCAAAAUUGAAGAAUAUGUAAGUUCUCUAAUUAAAGAUCCUGACUUCACAGUAGCAUUAGCUGAAGCAGUUGCCCGCACCAUCACUAGUCAGCGUAAGCAACAAGGUAUAAACCUCAACAUGGAUGUUCCAGAAGAAUGAUGUGAACGCUUUUUGCUCCCAACCCCACAACCCCAAAGCCAAUAUGAAAGUGUAAAGGUAUUUAUUUUAAGCACUUGAAAAAUUGUUCAAUCUGGCGAACGAAGAUGAAUUUUUUUAGAUAUAUCCACUAAUUCAUCAACCAUCGGAUUAUUUCGGUUCGAGCACUAUUGAACCCAUAUUGUCAAAUAAAGAUGAAUUUUAGUUCAGUGAAUGGUAGGCUAUAGCACUGACAAGUGAGAAAAUUCUCCUAAGUUUUCACUCCAUGGAGAAUGUAGGAUUUAGAAGAUAUAUAUAUAUAUGUGGAAGUUUGCAGUUUUCCUUAGUUUCUUUAC